AGAGUAGCUCUGGCCGGUGUGCUCAGGCAGACGGGCGACUGCUCUCAUCCACAUCAUUACCAUCCUCCUCCUCCUCCUUUAGCUACUGAGUCACCAUCACUCCCCUCUAGCUGGGCUCCUCACAUGCAAUAUUUACAUACAGGCUGACACCCGGAGCAUCCCACAUCCAACACAACCACAGCUCUGCACACGAACACACAGACACACACAGCCUCACAUCUGAUCAGAGCAUCACAAUAGGAAAGUGCCCCAUCUGGGUAUCACAGCCCUGCCAAGUACCCAGCACAUCAUCCUUCACACACACAGACACACACAGCUGGAUGUGGCCAGUUACACACAGCAGCCUCACACUCACAUACAGGCAAAGACACCCUGGUACACAGUAAAGCCAUAAGCUGUCGGUAAAUAGAUGGCUCUGCGCUGGGAUUGUGUCUGCUGCUGAUGCCCUUAUUGGUUUAUACACUCCCAGAAUACACAGUAAGUUUGUAGUGCGGCAUAUCCCCACCCUACACAAGGAGCAGACACCCAGCCAGACAGGCUGCAGCCUCAUUCUGCACAUUACCUGCCUGCCCAGCAGCUGAACCCAGUCACAGCAUGAAGCAAGCCCUGCUGGAGGUAAUGAGGAUGAAUAGGAUCUGCAGGAUGGUGCUGGUCACAUGUUUGGGAUCUUUCGUCCUGGUCAUCUUCUAUUUCCAAAGUAUGUUGCACCCAGUUAUGCACAGAAAUCCAUUUGGAAUGGGCAUUUGCUGUCGGAAGGGUUCCAGGAGCCCGCUGCAAGAGCUAUACAAUCCAACACAGUUGGAACUGUCCAGCAAUGCUGUCCUGCACCAGAUGAGGCGAGACCAGGUGACAGACAUAUGCCGAGCAAACAGUGUGAUGAGCAGGAAACGCCGCGUUUUGACACCAAAUGAUCUGAAGCAUUUAGUGGUGGACGAAGAUCAUGAAAUGAUCUAUUGCUAUGUGCCAAAAGUAGCGUGUACAAACUGGAAGAGGGUCAUGAUGGUGCUCACUGGAAGAGGUAAAUAUAGCAACCCCAUGGAAAUACCAGCCAAUGUGGCCCAUGUAUCAGCCAACUUGAAAACCCUUAACCAGUACAGCAUACCAGAAAUCAACCACAGGCUAAAGAAUUACAUGAAGUUCCUCUUUGUCCGUGAACCUUUUGAAAGACUGGUUUCAGCCUACAGAAAUAAAUUCACCCAAAAAUACAACACCUCCUUUCACAAACGCUAUGGCACAAAAAUAGUCCGGCGACAGAGGAAAAAUGCCACCCAGGAGGCACUGCACAACGGCAAUGACGUCAAGUUUGAAGAGUUUGUGGCUUACCUUAUAGACCCCCACACCCAAAAAGAAGAGCCUUUCAAUGAGCACUGGCAGACUGUGUUUUCUCUCUGUCACCCAUGUCACAUCCACUAUGAUCUUAUUGGCAAAUAUGAAACACUAGAAGAAGAUUCCAAUUAUGUACUGCAUCUGGCUGGAGUUGGUGACUACCUGAAAUUCCCCACUUUUGCAAAAUCCACAAGAACUACUGAUGAAAUGACAGCAGAGUUCUUCCAGAACAUCAGCUCAGAGCAUCAAGCGCAACUGUAUGAAGUCUACAAACUUGAUUAUCUAAUGUUCAAUUACUCCAUGCCAUCCUACUUGAAAUUAGAAUGAGAACCAGUGCUGUUUCCAUUUAAGAUUUUUUUUUGUUAUUAUGUGGAUAUUUUUUUUUUUUUGUAAAUUAAUGGUACAGGGGUAAAUUGGUUUGGGCUGCGAGCAGCACAAACAAAAAAAUAUUUAAAUUUCUUCAUAAGGAAGGACAGCUCUCUUUAUAGGAUAAGAGAAAUUAAAGCUAGUUUGGAGAAGCGCAAACUGCUACGACACUGCUCUCAAUUUCCAUGGCGCCUUUUCUCUCUGUAUAAAUGGUCUAUAAAUUAUUUAUAGUUAUUUAAGCAAUGUCUCUAAGUAUGAUAAAGUCUAUGUCGCUAUAUGCAUACAUGUAUUUAUAUGUGUAUGUGUAUAAAUAUCUGUGUGCGUGUAUAUACAUAUUUAUGUAUAUAAUAUGUACAUAUUUUUAAAGAAAAGCCAAAUAUUAGGAUAUUUUCAUUGAACCAUGGUCAUGUCUUUCCAGUGAACAAAUGAUUUAUCAGGGCUAAUAGAAUUAUUUAAAAAGUAACUUUUUUUUUUUUUGUCAGCCAAAUUCAGCUCCGAAUCCCUAGGCGUGUGCUUUUAUACUAGAUAAAAAGAUACCUAUUACAUUUUACUCUAUGAGGAAAAAAGACAUGACACAGGUAGAGACGUGCUAAGAAAUGAUGUAAGAAAUUUGAACGAAUUAUGUUUCAAUAUUUAUAAAGGACUAAAAUUUCCAUGUGGAAAUUGCAUAGAUCAAUUGAACUUCCUUUCUUGUUCCCAUUAUCUUUUUAUUGAUUUUUCUUUUGGGUGUACAGUUAAUGCAAAAUGCUAGGCAGAACAGCCUAGUGCAGAUCUUUCGGAAUCGGAAAUAUUAACUGCUGUAUGAAAACCAGCUACAGAGGACUGGAAGCAUUGAAACGAAACAAAAACACACGGAAAUCUGUUAAGGACAGUGUUAAAAUCUGGACUUGAACAUUCAUUGAUACAACAACAAGCUUCAUUGCGAUCAAGUGGGAAAGUUAUGUUCUCUAUUAACUCUAUUAACUUUUUUACAAUUAACCAUGCAUUUUUGGAAUGUUUAUGCAAAUGGACAGUGUUUCUAGAAAUCUAGAGAAGUUUUCAAAGUCCACUUGCUCAAGGCUUGGUGUGUACAAUCCCAGCAGAGAUAAAAACAGACGAAUUUUCGCUAAAGACACAAAAUAUGUCCCAGCAAUGCUCAGUUCCAGUUCCAAAAAAACGCCUUAUUUAUGCAAGAAUAUACAUCAUAUUCCAUUGUAUGUCAUCUCUGCAAGCAGUCUUUGGAAUAAAUGAUACAUUGUGUGUGACUUACCUGCUGUAAAUGUUUUAUACCAUUCACAAGGGCCAUAAUACAAAAAUAAACGGCCCCUGUGUGUGGCUAAGGCCUAAUUAAUUUCAAAUACAGCUUAAUAUUAAGCUUAGUAUUCCUAGGUAGUGAUCUUGGUGCCCUUUGGCAUCAGUGCUAAUGAGAGGUGUGUAUGUUAAUUAGUCGUGUCAUGCUUAGUAAAAUUUGUUUUCCUGCUGGUCAGUCAACAAAUGUCUUGGAUGUUCCAUUUUAUUGCUUUGCUUCUUUUUUUUUUAAUGCUGUUCACAAUUGUAUGUCUUCAAUUAAUAGCAUUAUUGAAGACUAGGUAAUGAUCAACAACAAUCUGCAGUCCCGUUGGGAGCAUUUUGGAUCGACAGAUGUCCAUUUUGUACAUACAGUACUUUUCUCUUAUACUUCUGUCUGAUUCAGGGUCCCUGCAUUUGCAUUGCCGAGCAAUGACUCACAUGCAAACCAAGCUUCAAGGGGUUAAAGAAGACUGCAACCUACUGAAAUGGCCAAAAGAUAAUUUAUUGAUAAUGUAUUAAACUGUACAAAACAAAUGAAAAUAAAUCCAUUACUUAUGCA
Messenger RNA from Xenopus laevis (African clawed frog), 3520 nucleotides. It is a transcript of the gene chst11.L, whose product is annotated as carbohydrate (chondroitin 4) sulfotransferase 11 L homeolog. Gene Ontology annotation, biological process: proteoglycan biosynthetic process; carbohydrate biosynthetic process. The record is from RefSeq and is a predicted model, not a curated record. Gene Ontology annotation, molecular function: sulfotransferase activity. Bases 595 to 1653 code for a protein of 352 amino acids. NCBI's taxonomy places the organism in Eukaryota, Metazoa, Chordata, Amphibia, Anura, Pipidae. Gene Ontology annotation, cellular component: Golgi membrane; membrane. The transcript has 3 exons.